Molecule: messenger RNA, 7576 nt
Organism: Leucoraja erinaceus (little skate)
Lineage: Eukaryota; Metazoa; Chordata; Chondrichthyes; Rajiformes; Rajidae
Product: G-protein coupled receptor 37-like 1
Exons: 2
Coding region: 914-2506 (530 amino acids)
Biological process (GO): adenylate cyclase-inhibiting G protein-coupled receptor signaling pathway; positive regulation of MAPK cascade
Cellular component (GO): plasma membrane; signaling receptor complex
Molecular function (GO): G protein-coupled peptide receptor activity
Source: RefSeq, a predicted model, not a curated record
CAGCUGUAGGUACUCGGGGCAUCAGGUAAGUCGGGACGUUUUAUCAACGUUGAAUAAUGUCCACGAGUAAAGAAAAUAGCCCGAGUAUCUACGAACCGUAAUUAUCCGAGUUCGAAACAAGGGGAAAACUCGGGAGAGUUCGUGAGUAACUCGGGAAAGUGGGACAGGGCCUUAAUCUAUCGCCGUGCAGCCCAUUUCGGAUCAAAACUUUGCAUUAGGAAUAGGAUUGAAGUUGGUCCUGACCCAAAGUGCCAAUUAUUCCCAGAUGCUGCUUGACUGAUUGAAAUCCUCCAGCAGAUUAUGCUUGAGUUUUGGUUAUUCUCGGGUGUAUCAAGGUACAGUGAAAAGCUUUUGUUGCGUACUAACUAACCAGUCAGCGAAAAGACAACACACGAUUACAAUCCAGCCAGCCACAGUGUACAGAUACAUGAUAAAGGGAAUAACGUGAAUAAUAACGUUUAGUGCAACAUUAAGUCCAGUAAAGUCCGAUCAAAGAUGGUCCAAGUGUCUUCAAUGAGGUGGAUAGUAGCUCAGGACUGUUCUCUAGUUGUUGGAAGGGUGGUUCGGUUCAAUUAAGCUACUUUGAGAUUCCCUGAAACCUACUUUGAGAAUCCCUUUGUGAAGUCUUCAUUCCCACCAGCAGGCGGCAAUUCAGGCUCCCCCUUGUAUGUGCGCCAGUGCUCGGGUCGAGAAUAACAAGGAUUUGGGACGACUGCUUUGCAGCAACGUUAGGUUUGGGAGGCAGAGCAUCGAUGUGGUAACUGGGGGGCAUUUUCCUUUUUACCGUUAUCUAGCAAGCGUCGGAAAUUUUUGCAAGCAAAUGCAAAGAGCAUCAAGUGGGUGGUUUUAGAGAAAGGGUGGGUUGUGUUGAGACGUUUGUUAAUCUGCUGACGCUGCUGAGAAAGUAGAGGAGAUGUUUCUCUCUCUUGCUGUUUUAUUUCUGCUCCGGGGUUUUGCUUUCGUGUCUGCGGUCUCUGGAGGGCAGCCUGGCCCGGGGAUGGAGACCAGGGAAGAGAUGGUCGAUUUACAACUGGGGAAUAAGGAGACCGGCGUUCAGCUGCUACCUGAAGCCGAAAUGCAUGCGACAGGUGCACCGAGCCCAGGCUGGGAUUCAGGAAACUCGAGAUCUGGGCAAAAGUUGGGAAAUGUGACUGUCUAUCCCCUAAGCGCCGAGUUUAGGGGACGGCGCGGGGCUGGCGGCAAUGGCCAAGUUAUCACGGAGGAGGCGACUGCCGUUUCUCUGCGCAACAACUCAACAGAGCCCCGCCACCUCUCGCCCACUCACCUCCAAAUAACUUCCAGGGUCCCUCUUUCUCCGUUCGAAGACGACGGGGCGCAGUUGCAAGGAGAAGGGACGCGAGGUGUUGCAGACGAACAGAGUCUGGGAAUGGAGACGACGGCGAGGAGGCUGCAAUUGGAGAACGGCUCCUACUCGCUCCCUGACACCACCUACAGUGCUUACGCCGUGGUCCUUCUCUCCUUGGUACUCUUCACCGUCGGCAUCAUCGGCAACCUGGCCGUGAUGUGCAUUGUUUGCCACAACUACUACAUGAAAAGCGCCUGGAACAAUAUCCUGGCUGGCAUGGCAUGUUGGGACUUCUUGGUCAUCUUCUUCUGCCUGCCUGUGGUGGUCUUCAACGAGAUCACCAAGAAGCGGCUUCUAGGAGACAUCGGCUGCAAGGUCGUGCCUUAUUUGGAGGUCUCUUCUCUUGGGGUCACCACCUUUAGUCUGUGUGCACUAAGCAUUGACAGGUUUCGGUCUGCAACAACUAUACAAUCACAGCUCAGGCUGAUAGAAAGUUGUCUAUCUAUUGUGGCUAAGAUGGCAGUCAUCUGGAUAGGAUCCAUGUUAUUAGGCCUCCCUGAGGUCCUCCUCUGGCAACUGAACCAAAAGACUUCCAUUAUCUCUGGAGUUAUCACCGACUAUUGCAUGAUUCAGACAUCUUCGAAUCUCCCCGAGCAUAUCUAUGGACUCGCACUAACCUACGAGAAUUCCAGGAUGUGGUGGUAUUUCGGAUGCUACUUUUGCUUGCCGAUCAUUUUCUCUGUAACCUGCCAGUUAGUGACAAGAAGGGUGAAAAGCACUGAAAAGAAAUCUGACCUCAAAACUACAUCUAAGCUGGGCCAUUAUGAAAGUCAAAGGAACUUUACCCUGAUUGGCCUAACCAUCCUCUACGGCUGCUGUAUCAUUCCAGAAAACAUCGCCAACAUUGUGGUAGCUUAUACAUCUCCUGAAAUCUCCAAGGAGACCAUUGAUUUACUCAACAUCAUCAAUCAGUUCUUUCUGUUCUUUAAGUCGUCUGUAACCCCGGUGUUGGUUCUCUGCCUCUGUAAGCCUCUGGGCCGUGCCUUCAUGGAUUGCUGCUGCUGCUGCUGUGAUGAAUGUGCCCCAGAAUCCACGGCAUGUGACGUUCACGAUAGCAAGUUGAAGAUGGAAAUGGCAUCCAUUUUCUGCGAUAAUCCGAAGGAAACAACAACAAUGAUGACUCUUGGUACCCAAUGUUAAUGCAACGAUCCUUCAAAAUUGGAACGAUUCUUUAAGGCUGAACAGUAAUAUCCAUCAUCAGUAGACAGUUAAUUAUUUUACUUAUCUGUGCACAGCAGUAGGUAUUUUUAACUGCCUCUUGAACUAGUGCAUUAUCAGAAAUUUAGUUAGCUCUGGUAAGUUCUUGCUAUGACAGCAAACCAAGACUGUACAUUAAUAACCAUUUUGUUGUGUUUCAGCUUCAGAUUAUUAAAUCUUUUACUAAAACAUGAUGUUGGGAAGUAUUAAAAUGACAUGUUAUGGCAAAAAAUAAGUAAUGUACCCAAGUGUUCCAAUAGUUUACAAUAAAGUAUGUCUAACAUUCUAACAAUCUUUAAAUUUAAAUUUAAGAGUAUCUAUGGUAAGACACAUUUAAUCAUUACUUAUUAUUUUUAUAUUGGGGUCAGAAUUUACACAAGAACAUUUUCCAUUAUGGUCAAAAGUAACAUGUCCAUUCUGUAUGAAGUAACUUUUAUUAUUAUGUUAGGUUUUAGGUCUGUUUUUAUAUAUUUUUUGUUUUGUCCCACAGUAUACAGACAAUAUUGCUCAUAGGAACUUAUCUAAAUUUUAUAAACUUAGAUAUUUUUUGCAUUCACAGUAUAUGUUGAAAAGGUAGUGGCUUCCGUAUCAUUGUAGGAUAGGGAUAUAUUUUGUUAGCACUGCUGUGUUAGCCUAGUAAUGCGUUAAAUAAAAAUAUGACCAGAUCUACUUGGUUUUCAAUACAUGGAACUUUGCUUUUGUUUUAUUUUGCAAAUUUUCAGAUAUUUAAUUUUCUUUAUAUCCACACCCUUUAACUUGCUAUUGGUAUGUGCAUCAAAAAUAUACCUUGAUUGAUAUUAAAGAGCAUAAUUUAACUGCAAGCUGUCAGUUUUAUGCUGGGAAACAGUAUUUACAAACAUAAAAUUAUCAGUAUAUGGUAACCCUAGAUGACAAUCUUUAUUAUAAAAUGACAAUCCCUUUUCUUCCCUCCAGUUCCCUUCCCUAUACUUUCAGUCUGAAGAAGGGUCCAGAUGCGAGAUGUCACCAAUCCUUUUUCUCCAGAGAUGCUGCCUGACCUGCUGAGUUACUCCAGCACUUUUAUGUCUAUCCUAGACGAUAUUGUUUUGCAAUAAUCGUGCAAGAAAUUUAACUUCUACAAAGACAAAUUUGCACAUUUUGUUUAGUUUGAGGUUUGUUAUUGGCAUGCGUACCGAGGUACAGUGAAAAGAUUUGUUUUACAUCCUAUCCAAUCAGAUCAGAUAAUACUCUACAUAAAUAGGAUCAAAUCAAACUCAAGUACAAUAGAUAGAACAAAAGGGAAGAUACAGAAUGCAGAAUAGAGUUCUCAACGUUGUAGUGCAACAUGUUCUGUAGACAAAGUCCAAUAUCCGCAGUGGGGUGGAGGUGAAUUGGACAGUACCCCGGCUUAUGGAAGGACUGUUCAGAUGCCUGAUAAAUUCUGAACUGAGGGGAAGAAGCUGUUCCUGAGUCUGGCGGUGCCGGCUUACUAGCCCCAAUAACAUAUGUCAGAUGGGAGCAGAAAGAAAAAGGAAUGACCAGGGUGGGACAAGUCUUUGUUAAACAGCUUCAAAAUUUAACGUUAGAUUUAAGCAAGUGAAAAUGCAUUGACUAUUGCUGAUUAGAAGAGCACAUUUCUAUUCAACAUUUAUGCAAGUAAAUAUUACUUGCAGCAAAGCUAUUCUGAAUGGGUCUAAGAAUUUGGCUGCUUUGAGGAUGCAGUAAUUGUCAUUAAUUAAAAGCUGAGAACACAGACAAGAAUGUUUCUAGUCUACAUUAAUUUGGCCAGUCCUGGUCCUCGUGUUGGCUGAGGAACUUUAAUUGUUCGGUAAUCUUGGAUGAAAAACAGAAGAAUGUUGUAGCCCCUGUAUAGUGCGUGUUUACAUAUUAGAACAGAACUGGUUCAACUUAGGUCUGUACACAUAUAUGGAUAAGAUUCAGCUCUGGGUGCUGUCUGAAGCCAACAUCCAACUACAAAUAGAAGACAGACAUACAAUACUGGAGAAACACAGUGGGACAGGCAGCAUCACUGGAGAAAAGGAAUGGGCGAUGAUUCGGGUGUAGUAGGGUCUCGAACCGAAAUGUCACCCAUUCCUUCUCUCCAGAGAUGCUGCCUGUCCCGUGCCAUUAUUCCAGCAUUUUGUGUCUAUUUUUGGUGUAAACCAGCAUUUGCUGUUCCUUCCUUAGAUAGAUCCUUAGUUAGUUAGAUUUAGUUAGAUUUAGCUCUUAGGGCUAAAGGAAUCAAGGGAUAUGGGGGAAAAGCAGGAACGAGAUACUGAUUUUAUAUAAUCAGCCAUGAUCAUAUUGAAUGACGGUGCUGGCUCGAAGGGCCGAAUGGCCUACUCCUGCACCUAUUUUUCUAUGUUUCUGGCACAUCCAACUGCAAAUAUGAGAUUGGGAUAAAUUUCUGGUGGGAGUAACCUACUCAAUCAGCCGAGAAGUUAUUAAAAUAAGAAAAUGAGAUGCACAAUAUCUAAUUUUAAUAUAACGCAUUAUUAUAUAAUAAUGCUCUAGAAAAGUACAGCCCACAAUGUCUGUGCUGAACAUGAUGCCAAGAUAAACUAAUCUCCUCUGCCAACACAUGAUCCAUAUCCUUCUAUUCCCUGCAUAUUCUAUGCCUAUAUAAAAUCCUCUUAAAUCAACUAUUGUGUAUGCCUCCACCAUUUCCCCUGGCAGCACCUUACAGGCACCCACCACCCUCCGUGUUUAAAAAACCUUGCCCUGCAUAUCUCCUUUAAAGUUUACACGUUUCACCUUAAAGCUUUAGUAGAGAUUUCAAGUAUUUGGUUUGAAAGUUUCACAUAUACAUCCACGUAGACGUCAUUAUCAAGCUAAAUCAAGGAUAGGUUUUCUAACUAUGCUUUCCUUGAGCAAUGUUUAAUUAACCAUAAUAUUGCUCCUACAAUACUGUACCAAUAAGUCAGCAUUUCGAUGGUCACAUCGCAACAACUCUUGAAAGAAUCUGACUGAGUCAGGAGCAGUCAUGGGUACCUAACUUACAACAUGGGACUGCCAUGUUCUGCACAGUUGAAGCUUCAAUCAAACGUGCACUGACGGUUCAUUUACCAGGAAAGGUCUCCUUCUGGCAAAUGUCUUGCUGCCCUCCCUACUGUUUUGCUAUUUGGAUCUGUCUAUCAGUUGUUGCUUGUAAUGAUUUAUGAAAGGAAUGCUAAUAGGAAAUUUUGGGCAGCACAGUGGCGCCGCGGUAAACUUGCUGCCUUACAGCGGCCAAGAUCCAGGUUUAAUCCUGACUAUGGUUGUCGUCUAUAUAGAGUCUACAUUCGCCCUGUCACUGCGUGGAUUUUCACCGGGUACUGCAGUUUCAUCCCACAUUGCAAAGAUGCAUAGGUUUGUAGGUUAAUUGGUUUCUGUAAAUAGUCCCUAGUGUGUAGGAUAGGACUAGUGCAUGGGUGAUUGCUGGUCGGCACAGACUUGGUGGGCCAAAGGGCCUGUUUCAUGCUGUAUCUCUAAACUAAACUAAACUGCUCGUCAUACAUGCCAAGGAAGCAAGACUGUGAAGGUUUGCAUUUGGCAAGCAGCACCACCGAUGUUAUUACAUGCAACUGAUAAUAGCCAGGAUGCUAACAAAUUCUAAUAAUUGGACAAAUAUAACAUGAUAAAAACAUCUACAAUUUGGAGCACAAACAAAAAAUUCUGAACUGUCUCUAUUAUAAAGUUUCAAUUUUUCUAUACGGCCAUGCACUUCGCCAGAUUCAGGCAGAUAUGUUCUGCUGCGCUUUUGAGGAAAAAUGAGUGAUGGGGUUAUGGAGAGAAGGCAUGAGAAUGGGGUUAGGAGGGAGAGAUAGAUCAGCCAGAUUGAAUGGUGGACUAGACUUGAUGGGCCAAAUGGUCUAAUUCUGCUCCCAUCACUUAAAUACAUGACACUGAGCAUUGUGCAACCUUUAGCAAAUGUUCUCAUUGGGUCAAUAAUUCAAUGGUUCCUUUAUUACCAUGUGUACGAAGGUACAAUGAAAUUCUUAUUAAUACAUAGAAACAGCUCACUGAGUCUUUAUCCAAGAGUCACCAGGUUUUGGCGCCAUUUCACACUCCCAACUGCAGCUGGUCAUAAAGGCCCAUUGUAGACAUCGCCUCCAUCUGGUCAUCCCAUGAACUGUCAUCCCUCUCCUUGCCUAGCCAUCUUAAAUCUUUGUAUCCCGGGGGUGUCUUUCACAACCUCAUGAUGGGACAAAGGCCAUUGAUGGAUGGGCUGAAAACAUUUAAGGCUCAACUCCAUCCAGAGACCCCGACAGUCCUUUCAGGUGAGGCAGAGGUUCAUUUGCACCUCCUUCAACCUCAUCGACUGUACCCAUUGUUCUCGGUGUGGUCUCCUAUAUAUCAGCGAGACCAAGCGCAAACUGGGCGAUCAUUUCACUGAACACCUGCACUCAGUCCACUUUGGCCUACACGAUCUCCCGGUUGCCAAACAUUUUAACUCUCCUUCCCAUUCCCAUACUGACCUUUCUGUCCUGGGCAGUGUCCACUGUCAGAGUGAUGUCACACGCAAAUUGGUGGAACAGCACCUCAUAAAUUCACUUGGGCAACUUAAAAAAGCCGUAUAAAUAUUGAUUUCUCCAAUUUCAAGCGACGCUUGCAUUCCCUCUCUCUCUCUCUGUGACCCUCCCCCACCCUAGUCAUCCUGUUAGAUUCAUUGUUUGUAUCCCUUUGUUAUCACCUCUUCCACAGCCAACAAUAGACCAUAAUGGGUUCCACCUUUCUUUAGUCAUUGGCACCGGCUCUGAUUUAUUAUGAACCUUGUCAUAUCUCUAGUUUCCCGGCUCUCAGUCUGAAGAAGGAUCUCAAGCCGAAAUAUCACCUAUUUCUUUUCUACAGAGAUGCUGCUGGACCCACUAAGUUACUCCACCAUUUUGUGUCCAACUUCGGUGCAAGCCAGUAUCUGCAAUUCCUUCUUACAUACAAGGCCAGAACACUGUGCUGAUUAACUUCUACACCCAUGGCCCCAGGCUGUGAUUAUCAACUUUCAACAAUCACAAUCACCUUUCCUUGUGUAAUAUUUGGCUCCAAAACAGGAAACAGAGUUUCCUUCUGGUUCCUAUU